AGAAUCUUGAUAGUGAGAAGUGCGACAGAGAAUUAUAUUUUUUCUCAUACUUCGGUUGAAAUCCCGCUUUUUGAUCGAAACGUGUGAAUAGAGUGGAAAUCGCGUGAUCUCAACGAGCUGAGAUUUUAUCGAAGCAUUUGGUGAACCGCUUCGCUUUAACGCUGUGAGCGAGAUAUGAGGUUGUUAUUCACCUCUGAUGUUUCUGACCAUGUGUUUUCCCUAGAAGUGGGAGAGGACAUCGAACUUGCAGUGCUAAAGGCGUUAUGCGAAUCGGAAAGCGGGAUCCCGGGACAAGAAAUGAGUCUCAUCUUCAACAACACGUCGCUGGAUGGCGACAGCCGUUUAAUUGGAUCAUUCGGUCUCAAGGAUAAUGAUAUGGUACUUGUUCGACGUCGUCAAUCGAACUCUUCUCGUAGUCCGAGUCGUUCAGUGCCCGGUCCGAGCCAGGCCUCUAUGGAUGACCCACGUGUACUACGCGAAAUGUUUCUCGCCAAUCCGGAGCAGCGAGCUUUGCUCAAUCAGUCGAAUCCUCCGUUGGCCAAAGCACUGGAAAGCAGCGAUCCGGAAGAAUUCAACAAAGUUUUUCGGGAACAAAUGCGAGUUCGUCAAGAGGAAGAACGGAGAAGAAUGAUGAUGUUGACGGCGGAUCCGUUUGACCCGACUGCCCAACAAAUGAUUGCGGAAGAGAUCAGAAGGAAGAACGUGGACGCGAACAUGGAGCAAGCUUUGGAACACAAUCCGGAAAGUUUCGGUACUGUUGUCAUGCUUUACGUUGAUUGCGUUGUGAAUAAGCAUCACGUCAAGGCAUUUGUUGAUACUGGUGCGCAGACGACUUUGAUGUCAGCUGAGUGUGCGGAUCGGUGCGGGAUCAAAAGGUUGAUUGACACUCGGUGGAGUGGGAUUGCGAAAGGUGUGGGAACUCAAAGAAUCACGGGUAGGAUCCACAUGGUUCAAAUCGAGAUUGCUGGCUGCUUUCUGGCCUCGUCUUUUUCCAUUCUGGAGGAUCAACCCAUGGAUAUGCUGCUCGGCCUUGAUAUGCUCAAACGUCAUCAGUGCAUUGUUGACUUGAAUCGCAACGUGUUGAUCAUUGGCACAACCGGAAAGGAAACUCGUUUCCUCAACGAAAACGAGCUUCCCCCUUGUGCCCGGAUGUCUGGUCCAGCCGCAGCCGCGGAAGCCACGAGCGCUGAUGAUGAAGCGCUCGCUAAGGCAUUGGCAGCAUCUGCAGAAGAAGCAGCUUCCAAACAGUCUCCGUUUCCUGAAAAGGAUAUCAAAGAAGUGAUGAACGCAGGGUGCAAUCGUCAGCAAGCCUUGGACGAGCUCACGAAGGCGAAAGGUGACCCGAAAGUUGCCAUCAUCGCCGUCCUAACCCGAGGUUUCAGCAGUGGAACUUCCAAAAAAUGA
Molecule: messenger RNA, 1404 nt
Organism: Notodromas monacha
Lineage: Eukaryota; Metazoa; Arthropoda; Ostracoda; Podocopida; Cyprididae
Source: the annotation of a GenBank genome assembly